GCACUUGUGGGUUACUUUGGUAAGGUGUGGAGCUGAAUACCCAGUGGAAAUGCACACUUUGGAGUGGAUUACAACACGAGGUUUUAAAGAAAAGAAAUAUGCAUAGAAGAAUGCUGUAGGACUGCUGCAGAUACCUAAAGAAGAAUGUUGGCUCUUGGAUGGUCCUUCUGGUGUAUUUUACUGAGUCUACACAUGCCAGUUCAUGGCUUGGAGAUUUUUGAACAUGACAGCCACGAAGUCAUUUGCUCUCAGGGUCUCUCUAAAUGCAAGAUGAAAGAUGAGAUGCCUGUUAAUCCCAGCAAAAACACUGUGGAUGUUCAGACACUAAAACCAGAUUUUAAGCUCUGCUGUACGAACAAGACAGCAUGUGCAUUAUGUUUGGUGAUAGACAUAGAGUUUAACAUCGAUCCAGAUGAAGACAUGGAGGACCAAGGCUCCUCUGGCUCAGAAAUGGAAGAAUACAGAGAAGACAAGAUCACUUCAAAAGGGUCAUUGACAGUAUGUUAUUGCACAGAAGCGUCCAUGCCAAAGUGCAAGAAGGUGGUGUUUACAGUGAAUCAUGAAGCUCUUACUCAACAAAACCAGCUAAAGAUCUCAGUGGUGAUUACUCAGUCAGAUGGCUUUCCCUUUGAAAUCUCCCUGAUUGUCCGUAGCUCAAGUAUAACUGAAAGGGUUGCUGCUCCUUCUUUUAAUGAAGUGUGCUCCCAGGAACUGCAGAAAACUUUACCAGAGUGUCAAGUGCCCAAAUUCACAUAUGCAGUAAACUCAAAGAUGAAUCAAGUGGAGCUGCAGUUUGAAGACGGGAAUAAGAUCCCCCCCUCGAUGUGCAUCCAGUACGAGCAGAAGGGAAGGUGUCAGAGUUGGAACAGGAUGACCAUACCACUGUACUCCGUAACCCGCUGCAUGUGUCUCCAGCUGUGGUACGAGGAUGGACAAAGGUCUACACGGUCACUACAAUGCCCCUUCAAUAAAUCUGAUUCUCUAAAUGAAUCACAAAAGAACAUAUGGGAAAAUAUCACCGUGUCAAAGCCCCAUGUACAAAUGACCAGCUUUGGAGAAAUGUUAUCCUGGAACGUGUCUGCACCUUGCAGGCUGGAUGGUAAAGUGUGGCUGCUUAAGAAACACAUUCGAUGCAGGAGUGACUUCAGCCAACAGCUGGAAAAUGGCACUGCAUGGAAACAAAACAUCAAGGGACUCUGGGUGAACACAUUUGUGUUUGAAAAUGUACCCCUCCGGCCCUUGCCGUGUUUAAUGAUGAGAGUAAAGGGAAUGGAACAUGACCUAGGUCCAUUUUGUUUUGAUGACAAUGUUGCAGCUGGCAGGUGGCGCUGGAGUCUCCUAGCCACUGCUGUUAUGCUGCUGGCUUUCAUUACUGUGCUGUUGUUAUGGUCCUUUCAUAAAUCUAUCAAGGGAUGGGUGUGGAGCUGGCAACACGGUGGGAUAGUAAAAAUUGGUAAGAUGCGUCAUGUUGUCCUGCUGAGUCCCCCAGACGUGGAUGAUGCCACUUCUAAGUUGGUGUGUCAGAUCGGGUCCACCCUCAGCGACAAGGGCUUCAGUGUGUCUGUCGACCAGUGGAGCAGGAGGGAGCAGUGUAAUUGGGGGCCUCUGCCAUGGCUGCAUUCACAGCUGCUGGAGCUUAACAGCCUGGGUGGCCGAGUUCUGCUGUUUCUGACACGUAGAGCCUUGGAGAGAACCGAAGAAUGGAUGCACUGGAACAAAGAUAUUAUCAACGAAAGCAUGGGGUACAAAGAAAAUGAUCUACCAAAGCUGUGGUCACCUUAUUCUGAUUUGUUCACAGCCUCCCUGUUCCUCAUUCAAGCUGACAAGCUCCUUGAUAGAGCUGGUAAACGUUUCGUUCUGGUGAAAUUUGAUUCCCAUCCAAGAGAGACUCACACCAGAGACAGGUGUUUACCAGAGCUUCUUCAGGGGCUGCCACUGUUUAGUCUUCCCUCUCAGACUCAGUCUCUCCUAGCUGAGCUAACUGUGACAAAGACAGAGAGAGGAUCAUAUGGAGGAAGGUGAGGUACUCCAAUGGCUAAAAAGGGACCAAGACCAGCAAGAAGGCAUCAUCGUGUAAAUCUUUGAAAUCACCCAAAUGUACUUUAAUAAGCUGUAUUGCUUUUGUGUGUACAUGAAGAAUAUGUUCAUCAGAGUUGGCUGCCAUGAAGAUGAUAUGCUAAUGAAGAAUAAGACUCCCGACUCAGUGAUAAGUGAUACAAAUGCAAUCAACAAAUUCCAUACAGAAAUCAUAACCAAUAAUCUGUUGUUCUAAAUCUCCACAUACCUUCAAGCCUUAUUUUUUUUAAAAUCUGCUUAAGCAGAAGCAGCUGCUGUACCAGGACAGUGUAUACAAACUGACAGUAUAAACUAAGUCCUGACAUGUCUUGAGAGGAUUAUCUCUGUACAGAAAGACAACGGCAAAAAAUCUGGAUGAACUAAGGUUCACUGUUCAUUUUGGUCUUUUCGGGGAUUUUUUGAAAGUAAGAACGGUUAUAGUCUUAUUGUCAACGCUGCAAAACUGUAACUCCUACAGACUAAAAAUAACCGUGCACGGUAAGUCUGUCCACACCUGUCUAUAAAUAUAUUUGCCUCUGUUUUCGUUUUUUGUUUUUUGUUUUUUUGUUUGGUUUAAAAGCUAAAACACAUCGAGUUGUGAUUGGUCUUUGGAAGGACAGCGGCUCUUAUUGGGCCAGUGUAAGGACUUACUGAAGUACUUGUUAUAAGUAUUACCACAUUCCGUAAGAGCGGUGCCUUGGGACGAAUAUGUGCUCCGCCCGCGCGGGAGGUGUGGGUUAUUCUCUGCAACCGAACACAACGCAGCCAACAGCCGGGUCAUGUGUCAAGCGGGUCUGUCUUGGAUUCACUCCUUUUAAAGUUUACUGCCCGUUUCACCCUAUAGCAGCGCGAAGGUAACGAAUACUCUUCAUUUCAGAGUCAGUUUGUUGCUGGUCGUGUUGCCUGUUUUAGUGUCAGAUUUUCUGUCGGCUGAUAUAUUUUUUUUCAACGUGAAACAUGAAGAACCAGAGACUGGCAUCAAGGCUACUUUAUAUUUAGAAGCACGGUAACCGAGUACGUCCGGUUUCUUUUGGUUUUGUUUGUUUGUUUAUGUUAAUGUUCGUUUUUAUAUUGAACCAAACAGUGGUGGAACAAAUAAAUUAACUAAGAAUAAGUUAAUCUCCUUUAUAUGGAAAACCCUAAUUAGGGCGUGUUAAGCAAUGUAUUGUGUUAUCCCAGCCAAUACUGGAGGUUUUAUUUUUAGACUUUUUGGGAAGUAAAACAAAAUGUAUUAACUUUCUAGCUAACAAUUUCUAAAUAGCAACUUAAUAUUUUCUGCUCAAGUGUGGCGUAUACUUUGCUACAGCUGCAGAUAAUAUUGAGUACAAUGUAAACAAUGUAACCACUCUACUGGGCAAACUAGGUGAUGACAUCAUUUCUAAAUUACCACAAGCCUCUUUUUUCGGCAUUUAGUUCAGUAAAAAAUCAAUUAAAAAAAACAAAACAGUCAGAACAUAUAAGACAACAAAUACAUUUGAUAUGAUAUGUCUGUGAUGUUCCAGUAACUGUUGAUAA
Messenger RNA from Pelmatolapia mariae (spotted tilapia), 3570 nucleotides. RefSeq lists its product as uncharacterized. Bases 145 to 2022 code for a protein of 625 amino acids. The transcript has 15 exons. The record is from RefSeq and is a predicted model, not a curated record. Lineage: Eukaryota; Metazoa; Chordata; Actinopteri; Cichliformes; Cichlidae. Gene Ontology annotation, molecular function: interleukin-17 receptor activity.